GUUAAUUUUUUAAAAAACUGUUUAAAAAGCGCUAGCAGCGCCAACUACCUUGUCUAAGAAGUAAACAAAACUCGGUUUCAGAUCUCCCAUUUGAGUGUCACACCUUGCUUUGGCUUCUCUGACUCGCAUCUCUCAACGCUUCCCUGUUGCGAUCUUCAGCAAACUGUAGUUAACAGUGAGUGCUUAUAACAGUUACACGGUUUUAUUGUAUUUCUAGAAAGUAUACACUUUGUUAAAGAUAUUAUUUGAUAUUCGUUUUUUUAUCCAUCAUGUCAAAUAGUAAGAGAAGAAAAUUAGGUGAUGAAAACAGAACAUUUAAUGUAGAAUGGGAGUUAGAUUUUUUCUUUACUGCUGAGAAAGAUAAAAUGAUGUGUUUGUUGUGCAAUACAGUUUUAAAUACUUUAAAAAAAGCGAAUGCAAAUAAACACUAUUUGACUCAUAAAGAACAUAAAUAUUUCGCUUUAGAAGGUGAAUCACGAAAAGCUGCACUUCAAAAGUUGAAAAAUGAGAAGCAUCAUCAGCAGGCAUCUUUUAGUGCCUUUGUAAAUCAAAAUUCCGCUGCAGUUGCUGUUACGUAUAAAAUAGCACAUAUACUUGGAAAAAGGGGCAAACCAUUUAGUGACAUUGAAAUAAUUAAAGAAUGUAUUGUUGAAGCAGUGAGUAUGUUAGAUCCAAGAAAUGUCGACAAAUACAAACAAUUACCUCUUUCAAGAAGAACUGUAACAGAUCGACAGCACGAAUUAGCGCAAAAUGUAACAGAGCAACUUCAUACAAUUAUACAAAAUGAAGAUGUUUAUUUUUCAAUUGCUUUAGAUGAAAGCACUGAUAAAACAGAUUCGGCACAAGUUUUAUAUUUUAUUCAUGCUAUAACUAAAGAUUUUCAAUGUUACGAAGAACUACUUGCGUUGGGUACACUAACUGGAAGAACUCGAGAAGCCGAUAUUUUCGAAAACUUCAAAGAAAUAUGUAAUAAAUUACAAUUGAAUGUCAGUAAUUUAGUCAGUGUCUGCACCGAUGGCGCACCUUCCAUGAGAGGCAAAAAAGAAGGAUUCGUUGCUUUGUUAAAAAAGGAAAACUUAAACUUGAAAAAAUUGAUAUCAUUUCACUGCAUUUUGCAUCAGCAAAAUCUUUGCGCAAAAUCUACCAUUUUGCAAGACACUCUGGAUAUAACCAUUGCCAUUGUCAACUAUAUUCGCGUAAAUGCAAUGCGUCAUCGUAAAUUUCGGCAGAUGCUUUCUUUAGAUGAGAAAACAUAUAGUGUUGACCUACCAUACUACUGCAAGGUUCGCUGGCUAUCAACAGGUCAGGUUUUGAUAAAAGUUUUGUCUUUACGACGACAAAUUUUAAACUUUUAUCAAGAACAAGGAAAACAAUGUGAUCUAUCAGAUGAAGUAUUUCUCAGAAACCUUGCAUUUUUGUCUGAUAUGAUGACAAAACAAAACAAUUUAAAUAUUUGCCUGCAAGGUGAAACGAGGAAAAUUUCCGGAUCUAGGUGCAAACCACGCCUUCGGCAAAAGUGGAUGCACGAAGUCUUCUUGGUGUUAAAUCUAAAACCAUUGGUCUUGGAUCAAUCGUGUAUAUGA
This is a messenger RNA of Centruroides sculpturatus (bark scorpion), 1583 nucleotides long. RefSeq names its product general transcription factor II-I repeat domain-containing protein 2B-like. Bases 270 to 1583 code for a protein of 437 amino acids. The transcript is spliced from 2 exons. The record is from RefSeq and is a predicted model, not a curated record. Lineage: Eukaryota; Metazoa; Arthropoda; Arachnida; Scorpiones; Buthidae.